UGCUUCAAAAACAGCCCUCUCGCCCCUUCGAAUCACAAAAAUCCCACCGUGACCUAAGGGGGUGGUCGAUCCCGUAAAAAAAAAAGGAGUGAUCCUUCACGGUUUGGAACACUUCAUCUCACACUCACCUCAAAUACAUCUUUAUGUUCAGAUGAGUUUAAAGGCAAAAUCGUCUAAAUAAGACGAAAGCCAGGCCUCGAGUGCUUGAGUGCUUGAUUGUGGAGGAAAAGUCCUGUUUGUCGUGAUAGUACUUUCGUGUUACUAUUUAUAGGAUCGGGAGACCUUAAGACGCGACAAUGAACCCUCAUAGAGAACAUGGCAUCCGCAGGAGAAUGGAGUUGAAUCCCAUUACAACAUCUCUACAUAUCACGUCGCCCCACCACCAGACUUCUGGAUAUACCAUUUCUGGGAAUUUGAGCUCAUCGCUUGGAUACAAUCCUUCACAGUACAAUACACCUUUGAGCUCUGUGCGACAGUACAACCCUUCACAAUGGACUUCAUCUCCCAGCGUCAGUGGUGGUUCAGAUGGUUCGCAUUUUCCUGCCAGACCAUCUCACGAUCCAGAUGGUACUUACUUUCAAGAAUUGUUUUUAAUUUUCGAAUUGUAUGCACAGUAUGCGCGGGGUAGUAAAAGCUAAUGAGAAACUGCAGUAGUGAUUCCAGCCCCACCUCCAUACUCUCCACCGCGAAGCAAUAGGUUGGCAGGAGGAUCAGAUGAACCUUUGUCGUCUGCUUCUGCUCCACCACAGGCAUAUCGUUCUUCCCCCGAGGCUCCACAUACCCCUCAUACUGCAGCUCCAAGUACUCCACACCCGAAUUAUCCUCCUCCACCUGGUGGGCGAUCGAGAGCUGGGUCGAAUGAUAGGCCACUCGGCGUCUUGGCAUUCUCUAGGAGAUCGGUUAAUCAUCUUGAAAACCCCAGAAUGUCACCAGCUUCGAACAGGGAACCAAUACCACCAGUGCCGCCCAUUCCAAGAAGAGCUGUGGAACAAACUCGCCCAGAGACUGUGGACCCUGUUCCAGUCAAUAUUUUACCUCCAGGGUCACGUCGAGCUGCAUCUACAGGAGCUAUCAGUUCAGCAUCUCCGGCCCACUCGCGAGACCCGUCUACUACUCGAUGGCAGCCUGGGAUGCCUUUACCCCCACCUCCACCUGGCCGUCCUCCACCCCCAAGAUCACAAAGUAUGACCCGUGCCACUGAAGCAGUAACCUCUCCCCCAACUCGAAGACCGCUUCCCACGUCUUCUUUAGGUCCAGUCCCGCCUACCCCGCUUUCGCCUCCAGUUCAAGCGUCUGCAGCAGCAUCAAAUUGGCCCAAUGAGACACCCGCGGCAUCACCUCCUCGGGACCGCUUAAAAGGUCCUGCGCUCCACGUCGAUACUGCAAGCGUUACUUCUAGUACAGCAACUGAUUCUGUCUCCGGGUCAAGUUCUUCUAGCUUGACAAGGUCACGAGCUGUCCGUGGAGAGAAAACUAUCCGUGAAAGAAGAAGUGAAAGUAGAAAUGGCAGGACAGCUUACCCUGAAUCGGCAAUUGAGCAAUCAAAUAAUCCGUGGGCAGAAGCCAUUACUCCCAGUGAUAUCAAUGUACCCCUAGCGAGGCACAAGACUAUGACUAGGGCAACCCCGAGGAGUGGGAGGUCGUCUAAUUAUUCUGAAACCCCAGGGUCAUCUCAAUCAACACUGCACAAUUUGAUCACUCCAGAUCGUGUAAAUGGGUUUCUUACUGGCUCUAGGGGCUCAACUCCUAGGCCAGUGGCGCAUACCCCGCCUUUCUCCCCCGAGUCCAUCAAGGCAUCUACAGUAAUCCAGUCCCCAUCGGUUCCGCCAAAGUCUUUACCAACACCUCCGCCACAAUCAAUAAUGGUUAAGAAAACUCCCAAUAGCCGUCCGCCCUCAUUGAUCAUCCCUAAGAAUGAUUUUACAGUCAUUACUGCUUCGACUCCAUCUCGACCUGCCACUGGUAAAUCCAUCUCAAGUCAAGUGUCCCACAUGACACUCGCUGAUGACUUUGCUCGCUCUGCCGCGGAAAGACAUGAAAUAUUUGUUCAGAGAGAAGCCAGUGCUACAAAUGAUACAGACCGUGUUCGGAUUUUUGCAGAAUUUAUUGUUAAUGAAUCCAGAAUACGUCGAGACCGCUAUGCCUCCGCGAUAGACGCAAUGGGGUCGGAAAUUCUAGAUCUGACCCGAGAUUUAUUUCGCCCUAAUGCUCGUAGAGACUCUACGAUGUCCUAUGGAAGUGAGUUCACACCCGAGUCGUCAGCUGCUCCAAGGUCUCAUAGAAGCUCGCUAGUGGGAGCCUUCAAAGAAAAUCUACAGUCACAGCAUUCCGAACCAAGAUCUGGAUCAAGGCAACCUACAAGGCCUAGCUCAAGGUCAAAUUCAAGGCCUGGAUCGAGAGCCAAUUCAGCAGGUCCACCAUCUCCGGAGCCAACACAACAAAACCCACAAUGGUGGAGUCAGCCUGGGUACAUGCCCUCCUUAUCUCCAAUUCCUAGCAUGAGUGUUAGUGAGGCACUCGAUGGAGCAAGUUCAAGAGGAAGGCCUUCAAGCAGAUGGUGGGAGGUUAGUCAACAGGGAUCAGAUGGGGUUCCUUCAUCAAGAUUUGAAAGAUCAAAGCGAGAAUCAAAGUAUAUGGGUAUGCCAAAGGAAUUGCGCGAGGCUUUACAAUUUGGAGAAGGAGACCCAUCGCCAAUGGAGAAUACGUUUGGCGGUCCAAGUAAUCCUGCCCACUUAGGUCCCAACGAAUAUCCCCGAGAGAAGACUGGCUUCCACGAACCGAAUCAAGUCUCUCCCGUAUUUCAACCAAUGAUUCCCCCAGCCCUCGUUCCACGGACACCAUUCACACCAAAACCGGACCACCUUGAUGUUUCGAGGCUAGUCACUUUACCUCCACCUUAUCCUCGUCAUCACCCAGCAGUAAACAAUAAUCAUCCUGACCUCACGAGUAUCCGUACAACUGUUCGUAUGCUAAGUGACAUUGCCGAAGUAACAGCUACUAAAGAACGUUUCGUGCGGGAUAGUGCCCGGAUGCGUGAGGAUCAGAACACCGCAGCCUCCAAACGUCGAGCUUCAUUGCGUCUCCGCAUACAGCGCGAUAUCGAAGCUGGAACCAUAUCAUAUGCUGAUGCGGCGGCCUACGAAGCAGAUUCUGUGGCUAGUGAAUCUCUCAAAUCCAAGGAAGCCGCCAAAUCUAUCUUUGAACUCUUUCAAUCCCAAGUCGUCCUCCCCAUUAACGAGCUACUCAUGACACGUAUUCAAUCAGCGACUGAUCUUUUUGAACAACUCAGAAGUAAACUCUUCAAUGAUUCACAAGACCAAAAUCCUACCUCUACGCAGGAAGAAGGUGACGAACAACCAGAGCUCAUUGAGAAAUUAACACUUCUAAAAUGGAUUUUUGAAGCUCGUGAACAACUCCACCGUGAAGUGUACGAACUACUCUCGGAUCGGAAUGAUCGUUACAAAGAAAUGAUAAUCACACCCUAUCGCCUCUCCAACAACGUUGAAAAGGUCCGUGGUGCAGAAUCAUUCUUCGCAGAAGAUGCUCAAAAACGCAAACAAGCAUUCGAAUCCGAGAUUCUCAAACGGACAGAAGAAUUCAUGGAUAUCAUUGAAGAAAACGUCGUUCGUGGCGUGGAAGUUCAACUUGGUGCUUUCUGGGACAUUGCUCCUUCUCUAAGUCGCUUGAUUGAACAAAUACCCAAAGAUGGCAAUUUGAAAGCCUUCAUGAUUCAGAUCCCCAAAGACGAAUACGAAGAAAAUCCAAGCUAUUAUGAUUUUCCAAUGCAAUAUCUAUAUACCCUUAUAGUCCACGCGGGCAAAUCAACAUACCAAUUUAUUGAGAGUCAAACAAAUUUACUGUGUCUGUUGCAUGAAGCUAAGGUGGGAGUAACGGCAGCAAAUUGUAGAUUAAUGGGCACGCAGCGGAUAGCUCAAGGAGAAGCGAAAGAAGAAGUAGAAAGGGAGUUGGAGGCGGUGAAGAGAGAGGAAGAUGGAAGAUUGACGGAUGAUUUGAAGGAGAAAGUUAAGGUUGUAGAGGAACUUUGGAGGAGUGGACUAGGCACUGAGUUGGAGGGGGCGAGGGGGAGGAUUUUAAACUGGUUGAAGAGUGUAGGCGGUGAAUUACCGCCGGAUGAGGUGUAGUGGCGGAAGGGGACGCAUUGAGAUGAUGCAUAGAUCACUGGUAUGGUGACGUGAAGAGAAGUGAAGCGAGGCGGGGUGUGAUGGCGAAGAACGAAAUUAUGUAUGAACAUGCAAACGUCAUGAUAUGAACAGAUUCAUUAAAUACACGUCUUACAACAUCCACGACGGGAAAACGGGAGUUAAUCGAAUUCAGGGAAUCUUCAAUGUAUAUAUUUACUUUCUUUUCUUAAACAGACAAUCGUUUGGAGGAGCUCGGGAGCAAAAUCAUUUAGAUUUUUUGGAGGUAGGCGACAGGCAAUAGGCUGUAUGUAGCUUGUGACAUCUUUUCGAUACCCUUAUCUUAUUUAGUAUUUAUCUCGUUAUGUACUUGUUUCUUCGC
This is a messenger RNA of Sclerotinia trifoliorum, 4521 nucleotides long. The record is from the annotation of a GenBank genome assembly. Lineage: Eukaryota; Fungi; Ascomycota; Leotiomycetes; Helotiales; Sclerotiniaceae.